Molecule: messenger RNA, 1035 nt
Organism: Teleopsis dalmanni
Lineage: Eukaryota; Metazoa; Arthropoda; Insecta; Diptera; Diopsidae
Exons: 3
Coding region: 37-897 (286 amino acids)
Source: RefSeq, a predicted model, not a curated record
GAAACGAACGGCAACGCGAUAUAAUUUAUUAAAAUCAUGAAAUACAUUUACGGUUUUCUUUUCUUGGUGCUCUUAGGCGCUGCAAGUGUGAAUUGCAAUCCUGUUGCGGCUUUGGCACAAGCCAACUUGCAAAAAUCGCUCUCUGAUUACUUAGUGCAACCAAGUGUAUUUGCCAAUACUGAUCCCGCUCUCUCAGCAGCAUGUUUCAACAAAUACUUACCAAUCUUGUCGGAAAUUGCUAACACCUAUUCCGUACAGUACCAGGCUUGCGUUACAACAGCUGAACAACGUACAUUAAAUCUGACAAAUCAGGCCGCAGCUAGCAAGACAACAUUCUCUCAAGAGACUCAAGCUAUUUGUACCGCCUUCCAGGUUUGCGAUAACGACACAGAUAUACUUGAUUCAUUCAAUUGCUAUGCAUCUGCGUCCAAGGCUGAUGUAUCACAAAUGUAUGAUAUCUCAAGCAAUGCUGCUAUUGCUGCCAAUACCUUGAACCAAGGUUUGGAAGAGAUUCAAAAUGAAGAAAGUCAAUGCACGAACGCUACUCAACGUACAUAUGUUUCCGACACUGCAUCGACAUAUGAUCUCCUAGAUUAUUGCUUACAAUAUGGCCUUACAACCGACGAUACAACAGUUGGCACAACGGUUGAAACAACUGAUGACACCACUGAGGAACCAAGCACAACUGUCGCCGCCUCAAGCAUUGUUGCAGUCUCUAGCACUGCGCCAACUGUAGCUGCAGCCGUCAAUGACUUUGUUGUUAAAACCGGCUCACAAAGUCAGAGUCAAUCUGGUUCCGGCACUCAAAGUCAAUCACAGUGCAGUGGCGCAGAUUGUCAUGAAUUUAAACCAUUCAAACCACUCUUCCACAUGCCAGCAUUUGCACCGUUUAAUUAAAUUGAAAGCAACAUAAAUAUAUUUUGAAUUCCCUUCACAUUUUCGGACUUGUAAAUUAUUUGAAAUUAUCCGCCGUCAAAAUUUAAAUAGAUUAAAUUUUUAAAAUAAAAUCAGAUCCAAUACGAACAAAAUUCAAAA